GGGUGAUGGAACUGAGCCGGUUUGGGCAUAUGCGGGGAAAUGAGGAGCUGUGCCAGGGAAAGGAGUGGGUGCCUGAGCCAGUUCUGUUUGAGGCAAGCGGAGCAUUACUGGACCGAGCGGGUUCGGGUGGAGGUGUGGAGUCUGUUCUUGAUCCAUGGAGGCGGGACAGGAGCUGGGCUGUGGGCCGGGACUGAUGCUCUGCAGUGGUGCCCACAGGUGCUGGCAGAGAAGCGAAGCCUGGGCAGCAGGGAUGGGCCCCCGCACCUCGUGGUUGUGGUGCAGCUGCACAGCAGGGCUGCAGCCCAGGACACCCUCCGGCUGCUGCAGAGCCAGGACUCGGCCGUGGUCCGUGUGGAUGAGGGGAGAGCUGGUGGCUUUGCCCUCCUCUGCCCCCGAUUCAAGCAGCGCUGGCGCUUUGUCACAGCACAGGCAGGGGACCUUCACGCUGUCUUAGACCUUGCCAAGGUCGCUGACUCCCUCCUGUUCAUCCUGGACCCUGUGGAUGGCUGGGACAGUGCAGGGGAGCACUGCCUGUCCUGCCUCUUCGCACAGGGGCUCCCCAGUUAUGCUCUUGCUGUCCCAGGGGGCUCCGACUUGCCCCCUAAGAAGCGGAUAGAUGCCAGGAAGAAGCUUGCCAAAGCCACUGAGAAGCGCUUUCCCGAGGCCAAGCUGUUCCCCCUGAACACGGAGCAGGAAUCCUCGCUGCUGCUGAGGCACCUCAGCACCCAGAAGCAGCGUCACCUCGCGUUCCGGGACCGGCGCGCUCACCUGCUCGCCUACGCUGCUGAGUUUGUGCCUGGUCAGGAGAGCGACCUGGUUGGGACCCUGAAGGUGUCUGGCUUUGUCCGGGGACAGACCCUCGAUGUGAACAGCCUGGUGCACAUUGUGGGGCAUGGAGACUUCCAGGUCAGCCAGGUGGAUGCUCCCCCUGACCCCCUCUCUUUGAACCCCCGAGUGGUUAAAGGACAGAAGAGGAGUCAGGACAUGGAGAUACAGGAGGACCCUGUAAAUGGUACUGAUGAGAUGGAGGAGGAUGUUAAGGUCCUGAUGAAGGCAGAUCCAAGCAAGCAGGAGUCUUUGCAGUCAGAAGUGGUUCCCGAUCCAAUGGAAGGGGAGCAGACGUGGCCUACUGAAGAAGAACUGCAAGAAGCAGAGGAUUCUCUGAAGGCAAACAGGAGGGUGGUGAAGGUCCCCAAAGGCACAUCCAAGUACCAGGCUGCCUGGAUUGUGGAUGAUGGAGAAGAAGGCAGUGAGAAAGAUGAUGAUGAAGAUGAUGACAUCGAUGAUGAUCUGAUGGAAGAGGCAGUUUCCCAGGAGGGGGAAAGCAGCGAGGAGGAGCCUGGAGAGGAGGAGAGCGAGACCAUGACCGUUUCCGAGUGCUUGCGGGAUGACCAGUACGACGAGAAGAUGGAGGAAGAGAUGCUGGAGAGAUACAAACAGCAGAGAAUGGAUGAAAUGUUUCCAGAUGAGGUGGAUACACCACGUGAUGUACCUGCCAGAGUCAGGUUCCAGAAGUACAGGGGGUUGAAAAGCUUCCGGACUUCCCCAUGGGACCCCAAAGAGAACCUUCCAAGGGAUUAUGCCAGGAUUUUCCAGUUCCAGGACUUCUCCCGAACCAGAAAGCACCUCUUCCGUCAAAUAGAGAAAGAGGAGACUGAAGGAGCCUUGGUGGGCUGGUACAUUACACUUCAUGUCUGCAAUGUCCCUGUCUCGGUGAUGGAGAGCUUCAAGGAAGGGAAACCCCUAGUCCUGUUCUCCCUACUUCCCCACGAACAAAAGAUGUCUGUGUUGAAUUUCCUGGUGCAUCGGCAUCCAAGCAACACCGAGCCGGUGAGAGCCAAGGAGGAGCUGAUCUUCCACUGUGGGUUCAGACGCUUCCGAGCAUCCCCUCUGUUCUCCCAGCACACCUCAGCUGAUAAGCACAAGCUGGAGCGUUUCCUGCGCCCGGAUGCUGCCCUGGUGGUGACUGUUUAUGCUCCCAUCACUUUCCCUCCUGCCUCAGUGCUGCUUUUUAAACAGAGAAGUAAUGGAAUGCACGACCUCAUUGCCACGGGCUCUCUGCUCUCCGUGGACCCCGACAGAAUCGUCAUCAAGCGGCUGGUGCUCAGUGGCCACCCCUUCAAGAUCUUCACCAAGACGGCUGUCGUGCGGUACAUGUUCUUUAACAGAGAGGAUGUGAUGUGGUUUAAGCCGGUGGAGCUGAGGACAAAGUGGGGACGUAGGGGACACAUCAAGGAGCCAUUAGGGACCCAUGGCCACAUGAAGUGCCACUUUGAUGGACAGCUCAAGUCUCAGGACACGGUGCUGCUGAACCUCUACAAGCGCGUUUUUCCUAAAUGGACUUAUGACCCCCAUGUUCCGGACUCUGUGCCGUGGGUGAGGAGUGAGAGUGCGCUGCCAGAGCAGGAGGUGGAAAUGGAAUGAGUCUCCAGCAUAGCUGGAGUUUGUGCCUUGGCUCCCUGGAUGCUGUUCUUGCCUGUGCACAGUGAGGACAGCACUGAUGCCUUGGACGUGUUACUGCUGGGGUCUGUAACAGGGGCAGCUGUCUCGCCAGCUGCUGCUCAGGUACCAGCUAUAGCUAUUUAUUUUAAUGGAAAAUGUCAAAAA
Messenger RNA from Manacus vitellinus (golden-collared manakin), 2607 nucleotides. It is a transcript of the gene TSR1, whose product is annotated as TSR1 ribosome maturation factor. Gene Ontology annotation, biological process: ribosome biogenesis; maturation of SSU-rRNA from tricistronic rRNA transcript (SSU-rRNA, 5.8S rRNA, LSU-rRNA); endonucleolytic cleavage of tricistronic rRNA transcript (SSU-rRNA, 5.8S rRNA, LSU-rRNA). Gene Ontology annotation, cellular component: nucleus; preribosome, small subunit precursor. The record is from RefSeq and is a predicted model, not a curated record. NCBI's taxonomy places the organism in Eukaryota, Metazoa, Chordata, Aves, Passeriformes, Pipridae. Gene Ontology annotation, molecular function: U3 snoRNA binding; GTPase activity; GTP binding.